CCCAGUUGGUGACCUUUAAGGUGUCCUCCUACCUCGACGUCGGUCGACGCCCUGAGAAGAGGCGAAACUUUCUACGUGUCACUUGUACACAGCAAACAUGGUGGAGGUUGACGCUGCAAGCCAUGACGAGGUACCGGGUAGGACACGCCAUUUCGUUGCUUGCUUCUUAUCGGAUGUAACAGCUGGAAAUGGAUUUGCAGAUUUGUCUGAUGCAUUUUUAAGGAAGGGUGCUUGUACAUCUAUGUUGUCAUCUGUUUGUGAAAGGAGGUUAAGAAAGCACAGAGAGCAAGAAGUCUGCGAUAGAUAUGGCAACAGCUCUUGUAAGAAAUAUGAUCAAUUGUUGUUAGCUCAUGCUGCAAGGCUGUCUCGUCUGUCCCUUGACAUGCAAAUGUUCCCGACAGAUGAAUUAGACGAGGUGCAAAUAGAGUGGAAACCUGUCAGGUGUGCUGCAGGAGGAGGCAUUUAUGUAAACCGAUUAGUAGCAGUCAACACGGGUCUUAUAGCUUGCAGUGAUAGUGGAGAUGAGUUGUUCAUGGCUAAUAAUUCAGUUGAGGAAUGGAAGACGUUGCCAGUGACCAGUCAUUUUCGAAUAGUAGGGCUUGCUGCACUUGAUGGCGAAUGUUUCUCUAUUAUGAGAGAUCGACGAUCAAGUGAUAAUAAAGUAGCAAACUUUGAUGUGAAAACAAGCACGUGGCGUACAGCAGCAGCAAUGACUUUCGAGGGUGUAUGGCAGUUAGUUGCAAACGAGAGCAGUUUAUACCUCAUUGGAAACAGGCAAGAAAUUUUAAACAGGGAAUUACAGGUGUAUGAAGUUGAUAUCAAUGAAGGGGGAUGUCACCAUUUGGGAUCAGUAGAAAUUGAGUUUUUGGUGGUGUCAGCCGUUGCCAUAGGAGACAACAUCUACAUGUCUGGUAAGUCGAGUAGCGUUAGAGUGUUGAGUCUUGCUGAUUUUUCUAUGAAAUCUCUACCAAAUAUGAGCAAUCGCAACUGCAGUAUUCUCAAUUUUGGAGGCAGGCUGGUAGCAUUGGGAGGAAUCGAUUCGAACGAUGGCGCUGCAUCGGCUGCUGUUGAAAUAUUUCAUCCCCGAGUGAACAAGUGGCUGGCUUUACCGCCGAUGACAUGCAGACGCGUCGGCCAUGGAGUUUGUAGGACAAACGAUUACUCGAUUGCUGUUGUGGGAGGCAUGGACGUUGAUAUCACCGCAUCAGCAGAAACUCUACAUGUCUAAGUCUUUAGCGUUGUGCCGGCUAGUACUCAUUUUUGUACAUCUGCGUUGGCGUUUUCGUAUAUUUGCGAAACUAAAGAUAGUGACGCUCUGCUUUAGUUGUUUUAGUUAGUGGUUUACAAAUUGUAGUCCAUGUCGCUUUGAAGCUCGUCAUCUUUGUAAGUGUUCAUGGUUUUGCUACCUAUGACAUUAACCUUAAAAUCAUGCGUAAUU
Messenger RNA from Corticium candelabrum, 1438 nucleotides. RefSeq lists its product as uncharacterized. The transcript is spliced from 3 exons. The record is from RefSeq and is a predicted model, not a curated record. Lineage: Eukaryota; Metazoa; Porifera; Homoscleromorpha; Homosclerophorida; Plakinidae. Bases 98 to 1228 code for a protein of 376 amino acids. Gene Ontology annotation, molecular function: protein binding.